Molecule: messenger RNA, 898 nt
Organism: Populus trichocarpa (black cottonwood)
Lineage: Eukaryota; Viridiplantae; Streptophyta; Magnoliopsida; Malpighiales; Salicaceae
Product: cytochrome P450 81D1
Exons: 1
Coding region: 288-842 (184 amino acids)
Molecular function (GO): oxidoreductase activity, acting on paired donors, with incorporation or reduction of molecular oxygen; iron ion binding; monooxygenase activity
Source: RefSeq, a predicted model, not a curated record
AAUGGCUUCCUAUAGAAGUUUGUCCGUGUUGUUGGAGUUUUUUGGAAUUAGCUCAAUGAAUAAGAGAGCCUCUUUAUACAGUGAAAAAUGUAGAAGUGCAUAAUAAGAAAAACAACCCAGAGAAGUUUUUAGCAAUUUUCAUUAUUUAGUGUCAAUAACAUAUUCUUUUUUUCGUUUCAAGAAAUCAUUUUAAAAAAUAAUUUUCAAUAUCUCUGUUUCCAAUCAUCAUUUUACAGGUAAUGCUAGGAGCAGGUACUGAUACAUCAGCAGUGACAUUGGAAUGAGCAAUGUCCAACCUACUCAACAAUCCGAACACAUUGAAGAAGGCUAGAGAUGAAUUGGACACCCAAGUUGGAGAAGAAUUCUUGCUGGACGAAACCCAUCUCUCGAAAUUACAAUAUCUCCAAAAUAUCAUCUCUGAAACCCUACGGUUAAAUCCAGCAGCUCCACUUCUGGUUCCUCACGAGUCAUCAGAAAGUUGCAGUGUUGGAGGAUACAAUGUUCCUCGUGACACAAUCUUACUGGUUAAUGCAUGGGCUAUACAUAGAGAUUCUACAGUCUGGGAUGAUCCAACCAGUUUUAAACCUGAUAGAUUUGACAACGAAGGAGAGGAUCGUAAGCUCAUAGCAUUUGGGUGCGGUAGAAGGUCGUGUCCUGGGGCAGGCUUAGCACAACGAGUAGUGGGUUCCACGUUGGGGUCAUUGAUCCAAUGCUUUGAAUGGAAAAGGGUCAGUGAGAAGGAAGUUGACAUGACAGAAGGAAGAGGGAUAACAUUGCAGAAAGUAGUGCCUCUGGAGGCCAUUUGCAAAUCACGUCCUAUCAUGGAUAGGAUUUUGUGUUGAGGUGUUUUAGCACGCAUGCUAUUUAUUAUAUAUAAGAGUGCGAAACUUUGUUGUAA